This is a messenger RNA of Sphaeroforma arctica JP610, 382 nucleotides long. RefSeq lists its product as hypothetical. The transcript has a single exon. NCBI's taxonomy places the organism in Eukaryota, Ichthyosporea, Ichthyophonida. The record is from RefSeq and is a predicted model, not a curated record. The annotation marks the transcript as partial.
AUGGCGCAAACAAAGCGUGAUGGUAGUAGUGGACACUUGUCUGACAUAUCAGAGAAGGUAUUCCGUGAACUCACUGAAGAUAUGAUCAGACAGGCAACCAUAACACAAGCUAAUCGCAAGCGUGACAGCAAGCGCGCACGAAACGACACCAUCCCUGACCAGAGAGUCACUCGCCGAAGAGUGAGCAUACCUCUAGGAGGUCCACCCAGAGGUGGGGGCCAGCCAAGAGGUGGCGAACAACAAGGAGGACAAGGCAGAGGUCGCCCCAUAGGACAGGCUACUGACACCCCAGCACCGCGAGGACCAAGACCUUACCCACACUGUGGUAUCAACCCUUCACCACACGCGUUCAGCAAGUGCACCAAAGAAGACGAAAGCAACC